Molecule: messenger RNA, 1879 nt
Organism: Gossypium raimondii (Peruvian cotton)
Lineage: Eukaryota; Viridiplantae; Streptophyta; Magnoliopsida; Malvales; Malvaceae
Product: probable WRKY transcription factor 74
Exons: 3
Coding region: 400-1380 (326 amino acids)
Biological process (GO): regulation of DNA-templated transcription
Molecular function (GO): sequence-specific DNA binding; DNA-binding transcription factor activity
Source: RefSeq, a predicted model, not a curated record
CAAGUCUCUUAAACAAAGUAAAAGUCCCCUUUCACGCCUUUCAAUUAAUGGGAUAAAAUCUAGGACUUUCUCUUUCUCUCUGUAUGUUCAAAUUUUAUCAAGGUUAAUUUGAGCUUUUCUUUUUCUCAAGUUUUUGUUUGUUUGUUUGUUUUUAUUUCAUACCCAGUUUUUUUUUUUUAUCCCUCUUUUUUGUCAAUGAAAACGGCCAGUAUUUCGUAUGUGUUGUCUUUAAUUUCAAUCUUGUUUACGUAUGCUUCAAAAGUUUUCAGUUUUGAGAAAUGCCCAAUUUCCAAGGCUUGGUCUUGGUUCACCUUUCUGACAUCAUUUAAAACAUAUGAAACGUUUUGCUCCUUUGGUUUUUAAGGUGUUUUUAGGAAUCUGGGUUUGAUUUGUUUUUUGAUGUUUUUAAGUAUGGAGAAGGUUGAAGAAGCAAACAAGGCAGCUAUUGAGAGUAGUAAUAGAGUUCUUAGUCUCUUGUCUUUACCAAAGGAUCAACUUCAGUACAGCAACUUAAUGAUGAAAACUAGUGAAGCUGUGUUUAAGUUCAAAAAAGUUGUGUCUCUUCUCAACAAUGAUUUGACUCAUUCAAGGGUAAGAAAAUCCAAGAUGUUUAGAUCAAUUUCGCCUCAAAAAAUUUUCCUAGAAAGUCCCAAUUGUAGAACAAUUUUAUCACCAAAACCUCUUCAAGUAUACCCUUCUAACCUGUUCCAAAAACCACCCCUUGAAGUUAAACCAUCACAAAAUUUCAGCUUUGGUCAUCAUCAGCAGCAGCAGCAACAGAUGCAGCAAAGGCUGCAAUUUCAACAACAACAACAACAAAUGAAAUAUCAUGCAGAUAUGGUGUUUGGUAAGAGUAACAGUGGUAUAAACCUUAAAUUUGAUGGAUCUAGUUGCACACCAACCAUGUCAUCAGCUGGAUCAUUUGUGUCAUCUUUGAGCCUGGAUGGUAGUGUUGCAAACUUGGAUGGGAAUUCCUUCCAUUUAAUUGGCAUGCCACACCUUUUUGGUCAUAUCUCUCAACAUUCAAGAAAGAGGUGUUCAGGUAAAGGACAAGAUGGUAGUAUGAAAUGCGGUACCUCUGGUAAAUGCCAUUGUCCAAAGAGGAGGAAACUCAGGAUCAAAAGGUCUAUUAAAGUGCCUGCUAUUAGUAACAAAGUUGCUGAUAUUCCCCCUGAUGAAUAUUCAUGGAGGAAAUACGGCCAAAAGCCAAUUAAAGGUUCUCCACACCCUAGGGGAUACUAUAAGUGUAGCAGUGUGAGAGGGUGCCCAGCAAGGAAGCAUGUUGAGAGAAGUUUGGAAGACCCUUCGAUGUUGAUCGUCACGUACGAAGGCGAGCAUAACCAUUCAAGGUUACUCUCAACACACCCUGCGCAUACAUGAAAAUGCCUUCUUUCAUCUUCAAAAAAACCAAACCUUCCAGUUGUUAAAAUCCGAAAAAACAAAAGCCGAUUUGCUUCUUAAAUGUGAAAUAGAUAGCUAUUGUACAUUGUUGAUCGGUUGCAUCGAUAAUGGAGCCGUAUUUGAGAAUCUGUAUUGGCCCUUAGUGAAAACACCGUCCAUACUACGAGUAGGGGAAGUGGGGUUAGUAUGCAUCAACAUACAUAUGGGGUUUCAAGCUAAAUUUCAGAUGGUAGAUUAAAAUGGUUCUUUUAAAUAGAGAGAGAGUAGGAAUUGUGAACUUUUUUGAACUUUGAAUUUGUGUAACCCUAUGUUUCAUCUUAAUGUUUUGGAUUUGUAAGGUUGAUUGUAUGUAUGAUUGGUGGUGACAUUGUAGAAGGAAAAGUACAAAGGUCAUCCAAAAUCAUGUAACAUGAAAUUCAGCAGUGCCAAAAGAACUAUGCUGCUAUGAAAUGAUUUCCUAAUAUUCCUAAGUUAUAUA